Raphanus sativus (radish) is the source of this 1747-nucleotide messenger RNA. RefSeq lists its product as uncharacterized. NCBI's taxonomy places the organism in Eukaryota, Viridiplantae, Streptophyta, Magnoliopsida, Brassicales, Brassicaceae. Gene Ontology annotation, biological process: regulation of gene expression. Gene Ontology annotation, cellular component: peroxisome. The coding region runs from base 123 to 1562 and encodes 479 amino acids. The record is from RefSeq and is a predicted model, not a curated record. The transcript has 5 exons. Gene Ontology annotation, molecular function: RNA nuclease activity.
AGGCAUUAUUAGAUUAGAUAGGUUUCUCUCAUCGAGCCGCAUCCUCUCUCUCAUCUCCGUGAAGACACAUUCAACCCUAGAAGGUCUUCAAUUCUCAUCGCCAGCCAUCUCCGUAGAACACCAUGGGCUCUGAAGACGAUACUAUCGGUUUUGAGUCAUUGAAGGAGACACUGGUGUUCUGGAACAUAGAUGACUACCCAAUCCCCUUAGAUGCUACCAAUAAUCUUGAUCCUAUUUUUGGUGAUAUCUCAAAAGCUCUUGAUGUAAUGGGCUUUCUUGGUGGGUUUAUGAGUGUGUGGCUGUAUUCUAAGCAAAUCAACUACGACAAAAGAGAGUUGUGCGAGGCCCAAGUAAUCAACGAAUACUUAACCCCCAACGGUACAUCUUAUUCAGUUUACAAAGUGCCGGCCAUGACUUUGUAUAUGAUUACUUUGGCUUCACAAACUGGUCCAGGACCGGUCAACUUUUUGGUUAUCGCAAAACCAGAAAGGGAGUUAGAUAGAGUUGUGCAGUGUCUCAAGUCUAGGCGACACAAUGUUCUUGUAGUUAAGAAGCCUGAAGAAUUUCGCUUUAGUGUUGACUCUCUAGUUGAGAAUGCCCGGCUUUUAGGUGGAGGAAAGCCUAGAUUCGAACCUUUAUAUACUCAUUAUGUGGAGGAGUAUGAUGUGUCGGAAGAAAGGUAUGUAAGGAUCAAAGAAGAUGUCUCCAAGAAGGUAGAUUUCUCUGAGCGUAUCCCAACCGUCAAAGGGUUUAGGACAGUCGUCUUCUGGGAUGCCGUGGAUUGCCCAUUCCCUCCUUCUUUCACCCCUGAUGAGAUCUACCGCUCUAUCAAGUCAGCUCUUGUGGCAAAGCAGUUUAGUAAAAAGAAUAUUGCAAUCUGGGCCUAUCUUGAUGAUGCUGAUGACAAGAUAGUGUCUUCGAGGGAUUCCUUACUGCGUGGUGACAAGACGUGGGCCUCCAGAAUCUACUUUCUUCCCGCAGGGGAUAAAGCCUCGAGACGUAUCAGAAUGUUAAAUGACAUUUAUCUAUGGGUAAGGGACUCUCAAAGGUUCACCAGUUCUUAUGAAGCAAGUUUGUUCGUGUUCGGAGAUCAGUUCAAAGAUGACGCCUACUACAUCCACAUGCUUCAAAAGUUGAAUGAACUGCGUUACGAUGUUUUCUUAGUCACUCCCACUCCGGACAUCAACAAUCCAGAAACUCCAGAAUGGCCGCGAUUGCUACUAAAUAAAGGAGCAUCCUGGUUGACUGAUGAUACUGGCGACGAACCCACCCCCCAAAUGCAUCAUCAUGAAGCCCAAGUUUUUGGUGAUCAAACCAGCGAAAGCUCUCAAGAUUCAGAGCCCGAAGAGAUGCAGACCGAGGACGAGGACAUGUCCCAUCGCCCACUAAGAUUGCUAAUAGAGGAAGGCCCUGCCUGGGAAAACGAUGCCGUCGAAGAAGAUUCACCUGACGACCUUCCCCUGUAUCGCUGGGAUCCUUUUACUCGCAUGUACAAACUUAAAAGCCUAUUCCCCAAAAAGAAGCAUCAACCCCAGGCGGCACCAGAAGAAGAACCAAGUUAAAGAUUGUGCCUUUUUGUAAUAACCAAGUUUUAGCGUUUGCGUUUUUGAUCUGCAUUCCGUGAUUCACUCAGGUUGUAGAUAGAUAGUGAUUCAUGAAUCAUGAUGAAUUGCAUAUAGAACAGAGGCUUGACCUAACAAAUCCAAAGUAAAUUUGACUCUGUAGCUGAUUCAAAUGAUUUGCAUUA